UCAGUUUGACUAAGUGUCCUCGUGCUCGUUAAAGCGUGCAGGCCCCGCGCUGUUGUUCGCUUCAACUGGUCCCAGGUCGGCGCAGACCUGCGGGUUUUCCCUCCCUUCCUCCCUCCGCGAUGGUAGCCCCGCAGCAGCCCUUUCCUUUCACUCCAUUCGAGAGCCACCGACCAGCCCGACUCUUUCCCACGCCUCCACAGUAAGCUAACAAAAACAGGCGAACUCCGUACCAUGCGGAAAUUAUAAUCUUUUCUUUUUUUUAAUUACUGUCCGUGGUAAACUAUGCUGGUUCCAAACCGAAGCACCGAUGAGGGAAUUCACUCGACUUAUCCUUGGAGUAACUCUGCAAAACUGGACCUGAACUUUUCUGGACUGCGUUCGGGUUUAUAAACAAAACAAUGGAUUUCGAGUUUUUGACGACAAUUUUUCGGGAUAUUUUUUAACGAUUUGGAAUAUUUUAUGACAGUGCUUUAUAUUUCACGUGCUGAUUUUUUUUUUAAGUAAAUACAAUCUGGAGACGGAUUUCCACACCUCAGGAAUUCGACGCCAGCAGCUGAAGUGUCCGUGAACUUUGCAGGUAGCUAGCUAGCUUGUUAGCUAGUUUGGGGACUGUGUUAUUUUUUAUGUUUACACACCGACCUAACAAACCUAGACACCUAAAUUUGUAUUAUCACUGACUCUGGACAGUUUUUUACCCAGCUCCUCAGAGCUGAACACUUUCUGCGAGGUUUUCCAGCCUGUUUUGUACAAAGUGUAAAAGUCGGUCCAACUCACCGUUAGCCUCCGCAGCUAACAUCCAAACAUGCCGCAGCUGAACGGAGACGGGGACGACCUGGGAGCGAACGAUGAGCUGAUCUCGUUUAAAGACGAAGGGGAGCAGGAGGAGAAGCGGAACGUGUCUGGUGAGCGGGAUCUGGACGAUGUCAAGUCAUCUCUUGUCAACGAGUCGGAGACAAACAGCAGCUCUGACUCGGAGGCUGACAGACGUCCCAAGCUUCAUCCAGAUGUGGAAAGAGCCAGGCAGAGCCAGCUGUUUGAAGAAGCGCUGAGGAGGCAGCAGGGUGCAGGCUUCUUCCAGUCUCCAUAUGUCGGGUAUCCAUUCUUCAUGAUUCCUGACCUUGGGAACCUCUGCAGUCCCUACCUCACCAAUGGAGCCCUUACACCAAGUGGUCGGACGUACCUACCGUUUCAAUGGCCUUUGCUGGACGUACCAGGAAGAGCAGCUGUCAGAGACUCUACUACUCCUACACACCUGUCCAACAGUGUCCCUGUGAUGCAGCACCCCCACAUGACCCACCUCCACCCACUGCUGUCCUACAGCCCCGAGGCCUUCUCCCCUCAGAGGGCCUCUCCUGGCUUUUCUCCUGACACAGGUAUGUCAAGGAGCCCCCACACCCCCUGCUACCCAGUCUCUCCUGGAGGCAUGGCUCAGAUCACACACCCUCUUGGAUGGCUACCUGGACAAUCCAUGUACCCCAUUGCAGGAGGAUUCAGUCCUGCAGCUCUUGCUUUGAAUGCCUCCAUGCCAAGUCUAGUGCCAAGUAGCUUCUCUCCACGUUUGGUGCCAACCCCCCAGUCAUCAGCUCCCCACUCAGCAGCCCCCCCUGUGGUGGUAAAGCAAGAGCCUGCAAACUGCAGCAGCCACCAGCCUGGAAAGUCUACAUUUGACCCAGAACGUGAAAAAGAAGAGGAAAAGAAACCUCACAUCAAGAAGCCUCUAAAUGCCUUCAUGCUGUACAUGAGGGAGGAGAGGCCUAAAGUGGUGGCUCAGUGUAAAGUAAAAGAGAGCGCCACCAUCAAUCAAAUACUGGGACAGAGGUGGCAUUCGCUGUCCAAAGACGAGCAGUCAAGAUAUUAUGAACUGGCUCGCAAAGAGAGACUCCUUCACUCAAAGCUGUACCCCAACUGGUCAGCCAGAGACAACUAUGGUAAAAAGAAGAAGAGGAAGAGAGUGCAAGGCGACGGUCAGUUUGAAGUUGCCGCUGCGGUUUCGGUUGACAACUUGCCACCGCAGCUGAAGAAGCCUCGUGAGGAGACCCCCCCGACACACGCUUCAGUCACGCAACCUUCCCACACGCGUCCUCACCUGUCACAGCCGCACACGGUGUCUCACCUGACGCACACCCACCUGUCUCAAGCCAGCCCCGCCUCCUCACUGGACUCCCCGGCGACCCCCACUACAGCUCUGGCCUCGCCCGCCGCUCCGGCCGCGACACGCACCGAGCACACGCACUCGUCCCACAGCCACGGCGGGCACACCUCGCCGUACGCGGAGCAGCUGCAGCCGCUGUCCCUCACCACCAAACCCCACCGGACCACCCAGCCUCUGAGCCGCAACACGGUCACUCCAGGUCCCUCCACACCCUCCUCCUCCUCCUCAGACACUCCUGCCUCCUCACCUUUCGCUGCCUCCUCCAUCAGAUCCCCCCAUCCUCCUUCGCUGCUGUGUCAGCCGUUCCUCGUCCCACUUCCAACCUCCUCUGACCAAUCAGCUGCGAGCUCUCACAGUGCCUUAACUCGUCCACAGCCUCUCUCACUUUGAACCAGUCAGUUGAGAGGAGCUGCUUCUACUGAGUAAUUAAAGUUUAAAGGGAUCCCUGAUUAGUUGUAACAUUAGACUUUAUUUGAUUAACAUAUAUUUUAACUGUAAAAUAAAG
Austrofundulus limnaeus is the source of this 2657-nucleotide messenger RNA. Its product is annotated as transcription factor 7-like 1-B. The coding region runs from base 803 to 2542 and encodes 579 amino acids. Gene Ontology annotation, molecular function: RNA polymerase II cis-regulatory region sequence-specific DNA binding; DNA-binding transcription factor activity, RNA polymerase II-specific. Gene Ontology annotation, cellular component: chromatin; catenin-TCF7L2 complex; beta-catenin-TCF complex. Gene Ontology annotation, biological process: regulation of transcription by RNA polymerase II; canonical Wnt signaling pathway. The transcript has 12 exons. The record is from RefSeq and is a predicted model, not a curated record. NCBI's taxonomy places the organism in Eukaryota, Metazoa, Chordata, Actinopteri, Cyprinodontiformes, Rivulidae.